UUUAAAUGCAUCCUUCGGGUGUUUGCACUCCUUCUCUUGGGCCUGGGCACUUGUUGGUACAUUAUCAGCUCAGUGGUGCAGGGUCUUGCUAACUCCUAGCUUAUGCUCCAGUGGGUGGUGUUGUUGUAUUGUGUUGCUGUUUCUCAUUAUUCUCAAGUGUAAGAGAGAAGAAAGGUGCUGCCAAGAGAUUUUCCCAGAAGACUGCUCACUCUAAACCUGACAUCUGGGCUCUUAACCAUUCAAAGAUCUCCCCGCCCUGCAUCUGUUGCUGCACCUCUCCUCCUAUCCUGCCAACCUCCCACACGUGCUCAGUCCAUCAGAGGACCAGGUGGACCACGUGUCCACUCUCCUGAGAGGAAGAGGGGAACACACUUGAAGAGGAGGCUCACAGAAAAUGUUGCAAGAACGGGACAUGUGAAUUUCUUUUUUUUUUUUUUUUGUAGGAGUAGCUAGAGGAUGCAGAGAUUUUUUCCUUUCAUAACAUCCGAUGUGGGCAUGGAGGAUGGAUUGGCCGGGAGAGAGCUGCUCUGGGUGUGUCUGUGUGAAGUCACCAUAAGGAUUUUACUGGAGUAACUGGAGGAAACUAAAGAUCUGAAGAUGACGGGCCAGUCAGCGGAAAGAGAUCGGUCGCCUCACAAUCUGUCAGUGAAGACCACCUUAGAGGAGGAGAGCGAGAGAGCUGAGAGUAUUCUAAGCAGGGUGCCAUCUGUCUGUGAUGACACAUCCUCAGAGCUACAAAGAGUCGCUGCUCUUGAUCCUCACGGAGGCAAUUCCAGAAAUUCUUUUCAAAGAAAUGGAGCUAUCUCAAGACUGGUGAGCCUGGUGGUGAGACUGAGGGAAUGGGCACACAGGAGCCUGAUAGAGGAGGAGGAGCGGCCAGACUCCUUCCUGGAGCGCUUUCGUGGCCCCGAGCUGAGAACUGCCCCCAGCCGCAUCAGCAACACGCAACCAGAUGCCAAUGCCAAAGGGAUGUUUAAGAAAAAGUGGGAUUUAUUUGUGGUGUCCCCAUCCGAUAACGCGUACUACCGCUGGUUAUUUGUUAUCGCCACAGCGGUGCUCUACAACUGGUUCCUUGUUGUAGCGAGGGCAUGCUUUGACAAAUUACAGGUGGGCAAUUACAUCUGCUGGCUGGUGUUGGACUACCUCUCUGAUAUUGUGUACAUAAUGGACACUUGCGUCCGACUUCGCACAGGGUUCCUGGAACAAGGUUUGAUGGUGAAGGACCAUGUCAAGCUCAGAGACAGCUAUGUCCGAACACUGCAGUUCAAGCUGGACGUGGUGUCCAUCCUGCCCACUGACCUGGCGUACAUCUCCACUGGCAUCCACACACCACAACUCAGGUUCAACCGUCUGCUGCGCUUCCCACGCAUGUUUGAGUUCUUUGACCGCACUGAGACGCGCACAAACUACCCCAACAUGUUCCGUAUCUGCAACCUGGUGCUUUACAUCCUGGUCAUCAUUCACUGGAACGCCUGCAUCUACUACGCUAUAUCUAAGUCUUUGGGAUUGGGCUCGGAUACUUGGGUGUUCCCAAACAUCUCCAAACCUGAGUAUUCCUCCCUGACUCGGAGUUAUGUCUAUUGCCUGUACUGGUCAACUCUUACUCUUACCACUAUUGGAGAGAUGCCUGCACCAGUACGAGAUGAAGAGUACCUAUUUGUGGUCUUUGACUUUCUUGUUGGGGUGCUAAUCUUCGCCACAAUCGUGGGAAACGUUGGCUCUAUGAUUGCAAACAUGAAUGCCACCCGCGCCGAGUUUCAAGCUCGGAUCGAUGCCAUCAAACACUACAUGCACUUCCGCAAAGUCAGCAAAGAACUGGAGACACGUGUCAUUAAAUGGUUUGACUACCUCUGGACCAACAAGAAAGCGGUAGACGAGCAGGAGGUGCUAAAGAACUUGCCAAACAAACUGCGUGCAGAGAUUGCAAUUAAUGUACACCUGGAGACCUUGAAGAAAGUACGCAUUUUUCAAAACUGUGAGGCCGGACUGCUGGUGGAGCUUGUGCUCAAACUACGCCCGCAGGUCUUCAGUCCAGGUGACUACAUCUGCAGAAAAGGGGACAUAGGAAAGGAGAUGUAUAUCAUCAAAGAGGGGAAGCUGGCUGUGGUGGCUGACGACGGGGUCACCCAGUACGCUCUCCUCACCUCUGGCAGCUGCUUUGGGGAAAUCAGCAUCCUGAACAUAAAAGGUAGCAAAAUGGGAAAUCGUCGGACAGCCAACAUUCGCAGCUUGGGUUAUUCUGAUCUCUUUUGCCUCUCUAAGGAUGACUUGAUGGAGGCAGUGACCGAGUAUCCAGAUGCUAAGACUGUGCUGGAGGAGAGGGGCCGGGAGAUCCUGAUGAAGGAGGGUCUGCUGGAUGAGAACGCAGAGAGCGGCGGAAUGCAGAAAGAGGACACAGAGGAGAAGGUGGAGAGGCUGGAGUCCUCUCUGGACACCCUUCAGACUCGCUUUUCCCGCCUUCUCAGCGAAUACACACAUACUCAGCAACGGCUGAAGCAGCGCAUCACUCUGCUGGAGCGGCAGCUGAAUCAAACGGACUGUGGCGCAGAUGCAAAUGAUGACAUGGAUGCAAAUGCAGAGACGGUCAACGAAACAGACCCUGGGCCUGUUGCUCAUACAGAUGGGUCUCCUCAUCGGAAUAAUGUGCAAAAAGAGGGCAAAAAAAGCCCAACGUCAAAACAUUAGCCAAAUCACCAAGGAGCUUUUAGAUCCAUUUCUCCUGAAAUACUUUGAUUCAGACACAGUGAGAGUAUAGAAAAACUUCAUGACGUCCUUUUUCACUUCCAUUGUGAGGACGUUCUUUCAGUUUAGCUGAGUGUAAAGGGAUGUCUGCAUGUCAAUAAACAUGAAAAGAAAUGGACAAAACUGCUAUACCCAUGCAGUCUUUAACCGAUGUGUUGGAUGUGUGUGUCAAUGGUGGCUUUAAAGUUACUUCAUGGAUGCUUACUCAAGCUAAAGGAGGGUAGAGGGCGGUUUCAGCAAA
Thunnus maccoyii (southern bluefin tuna) is the source of this 2983-nucleotide messenger RNA. RefSeq names its product cyclic nucleotide gated channel subunit alpha 2b (gene cnga2b). Lineage: Eukaryota; Metazoa; Chordata; Actinopteri; Scombriformes; Scombridae. Gene Ontology annotation, molecular function: cGMP binding; intracellularly cGMP-activated cation channel activity; protein-containing complex binding. The record is from RefSeq and is a predicted model, not a curated record. Gene Ontology annotation, cellular component: intracellular cyclic nucleotide activated cation channel complex; plasma membrane. Gene Ontology annotation, biological process: monoatomic cation transmembrane transport. The coding region runs from base 598 to 2685 and encodes 695 amino acids. The transcript is spliced from 7 exons.